AGCUUUUUAGAGGCGGGAUUUGUAGCAUCGCAGCGAUCAUGCUAGUGAAAGGAGUCAUGUCUCAUUAGUUUUGCUUACUCGCGAAUUCACAGAUAUUACUUAUUAUCGCAUUAUUCUUUUGUUUUAUACACUUAAUGACAAUGAAAACAUAUCAUUAAGCGUGAAGAUAUUUAUUAAUUUUCAAAGAAGACUCGAGAGGAGAGUUGGUUGUUGAAGUAGCCGUAGGGAGCUAACGCGGCUAACCGCAUACUCACUACCUACCAAUACGACCAACACACCACACCGGGAACACAGGUCAGCGGUUUGACGGUUCUGCAACGAAAAUGGAGAAGGCGGAUUUCUUAAAAGGACUUCCAGUCUACAAUAAGAGCAACUUCAGCAGAUUUCAUGCAGACAGUGUUUGUAAAGCAUCUAAUCGGAGGCCCUCUGUGUAUCUACCAACCCGCGAGUAUCCCUCGGAACAGAUAAUUGUAACAGAGAAAACAAACAUCCUACUGCGUUACCUCCAUCAGCAGUGGGACAAAAAGAAUGCAGCAAAAAAAAGGGAACAGGAACAAGGUGAGGGCGAUAGCCCUGCCCCUCCACGGAAGAUCGCAAGAACAGAUAGCCAAGAGAUGAAUGAGGACUCAUAAUUGUAUAUGUGCCUAAUUGUGUAUGAAUGUGUGUGUGUGCGCGUGUGUGUUUGUAUGUUUACACAGGGAGGAGCCAAUAUGAAUUAUGAAAAAUAACUGUGGUGAGAAACAAAUACUGAACUUUGAAGUAGAGGUAAAAGAACUCAACACUCUACUCAAAUCAAAGGCUUGAGGUGAUUUUCUUUUUAACCAUAGAACAGUGUUGUAAUACAGAGAACCAUUAAUUUAAUCUUUAACUGUUUGAGUAUUGUAACCAUUCAUUCUCCUGAUCAAACCCAUCACUGCAUGAGGUAACAGUAAUAUAAUUAAAAAAAUUAAACAGCUGUCCUCAUGUACAACAAAGAAAGAGAGAGGGACGGACUAAGUGAGCUAAGGUUGAUUUGAGCUGUCAAGUAAAAAAAAAACAAUAAAAAACGUUUCAUCUUUAAUGCAGACGUCUGUUUGAGUUUCCUCUGGAUAACAAGUGGUCUGCACAUUAUUGGAGAGUCAAAAGAUGCUCUUAGAGAAACCUGUAUCAUACAAUUUGGCACAUUCACCGAGCCUCUUAACGUGAAGGUCAUGUUAUGACUGUAUGAAUGCAUUUCAUGCACGAUGCACUUUUACGAAAGUAAUAACUGAGAAAAUGAAAAGAUGUCAGUCAUGAUGUCUCAGAAAACAAAGCCCCCUGAUACAUCUGGUUAACUCGUGUUCAUGGCUGUGCCCUGUGUGAAAUACCAUACAUGUAUAUGUGUGUAUGCAUGCAGAGCUGUGUGAGUGUGUCUGUUGUACACUGUGUGUGAGUUGGGUUUAAUAUUUGGGUAAAUGUGUCAAAAAUACUUGGAUCUAAAAUCUGAGGUUGACAGGUGACGUUGGACACUACUCGUCAAAGCAGUCCGGCAUCUGAUCAGCGACGGUGUAGCCUCCUGUCUCCUGAUGAGUCUGGUCUGAUUUGUGCAAGGUAAAAAGGUAACAUUUUUGUAAAUGUUUAAUUUUAUUAUAUUUUUUAAUUUUUAUGUACAGUAUGGCUCUGAGCUUCCUGCCAGCCACCGUGCCCGCCCUUCUCAGUUUCACUGCCCUAUUGUGCGACCACAAGGGGGCACUGCAGCAUUUCAACAGAAUUAAGGAUGCACUGUGAAGAACAGCACAAAGUAGAACACAACCCAUUGGGUGUGUGUGUUUAUGGUAAAUAUUCAUAUCUUCCUAUUGUGCAAGGUUGACUGAGGGGUAUUUUAUCAUUAAGCGCCACCUACUGGUCCACCCUGAUUUUUUUUUUUUAAAUCAUCAGGGUAUGUAGAAUAAUCCAUUAGAAUUGCUGCACCAGAAUAUGACAUUUUUUGGGUUUUAUGUUGUGCCUCCUGGUUCCAGCACAAAAAAGAGAUGAGAAAUGUCUUUUUUUGUUUGUGUGUCUGUGUUAAAAUAAUAACAAAUGGCCAUGUUUGUGUCUGACCUUUAUAAAAUAUAAUUGAAAUCUGACAACUUGUGUAUAAGAGAGGAACUCCAGUGUCUACUGAAUGUUGUUUUGCAUGUAAAUGUUUCAUGUGUGGGUCUUAAAUGCCUGGAACAGGAAUACAAACUUCCAGGUUGUUGAGUUUGCGACUGUGGGAAAUAUUAGCUGGAGGCCUUACGACCUGUCACCAUAAAUUAGACUCUUUGGCUCCACUGUCUCAGGGCUGCUGGAUAUCUGGCGUGUGCCCUGCCUUUGUGACACCAUGGCUUUGUUAUUUUUCAGAGAUACAUUUUGGAUAAAUUGGGGUGUUAAAAAAGGAUGCUUUAUUUUUGCAGCUAUGGAAUGCAUGAUAAGCAUGCAAAUGCAGCUGCUGUCCUGCCUCGUUUGCGUCCUUUACAGAACUAAAUAAAAUCUUCUCUUUUUUUUAAUGUUUUCCAAUAGACUCAAAAGCCUCUUGUAGUUCCCAGGUAAAGCUGAGAGUGUGAUAAAGAAAACUCUCGCUUCCAUUUUCUGUGCUCAGACCAUGUAAUGCAAUUGCCUUUUAGACUUCCACUCCACCUCUUCCUCGUUGCGUCUCACGUCUGGAUAAGAAAUGUUCUUUUCAAGCUUUGCUGGAAUAAAACUGGAUUCAAACUG
Cynoglossus semilaevis (tongue sole) is the source of this 2694-nucleotide messenger RNA. It is a transcript of the gene dda1, whose product is annotated as DET1 and DDB1 associated 1. The record is from RefSeq and is a predicted model, not a curated record. Lineage: Eukaryota; Metazoa; Chordata; Actinopteri; Pleuronectiformes; Cynoglossidae. The transcript has 5 exons. Bases 324 to 632 code for a protein of 102 amino acids. Gene Ontology annotation, cellular component: Cul4-RING E3 ubiquitin ligase complex. Gene Ontology annotation, biological process: positive regulation of proteasomal ubiquitin-dependent protein catabolic process.